AUAUGCUACGUAUUGAAAUGUUAAAAUACUGACAACAUGCUGUGGCUUAUUUUUGUCAUUUGUACUGCGGUCUCCAUUCAUAUAUUUCUGCAUGGCAUUAUGUUAUAAAGAACUUUCUGGUCCGGACCUGUUGAAUGUUCGCCACCGCGUAAAGACAAACAAGCUGUGUUGCGUGCGACGUCUUUUUUAGAUGGAUGGACUGAAUCCGAAUUUAAUUUGCGAAACGUAUGAUAUUCUCUCAGGUUGUCAUGGAAAUGGGAUGCCUCUUCCUCACCCUGGUGAAUCCGCUGUGAGCUCGCGCGGGGCCGGUAGGGAGUCUCGUGAGAUGCGCCUAGUGCUCCGCGUUUCUCAAAAGCGUGACUGUGUGCGAAAGUUUGUUUAUUCUUUUGUAGCAGUAUCUGCGUUAAGAAUACUUUCAGUAAUUUCGUCUAUAGCAACAUCAAUAUUACUUUUUCACGAUUCAGUUAGAUGACAACACGAGCUUCAUUCAUUCUGUCUUGAAGGACUACAGUCGAACAUACACUUUGGAAUACACAUUUGCACAGUAAUCAAAUAUAAAUGUCGAGUUAACUCAAAUUUAUUUUCAUAUUAACCACUCUGACUCUUGUUGUCGCCAGUGUUCUUAUGAGAAGCUAAAUAUUAUCAUAUUUAUAGCGUCAGGGAAGCAAGUGUGUUCCUGCUAUUAGAAGACUAAUUUCUGAACAGACAACAAUAAAAACUCAAUCGAUGUGUUUGAGUAUACUGUGAGUAACUGUAUGGUGUUUUCAUUCUUGUUAAUGUUAUGAAGUGACACCGAUACACCCAUAAGCAACGCGCUCCUGGUGUGCUUUAAAAGGUAUUUUCUUUCACUAUAGUUUAUGGUGUGAAUUUCAGGUCAGCAAGAAUCAAAAAUCAAUGACAAUGUAAAGAUUAUAUAACCAGUCUGAUUAUUUCAUAGGCGUCAUGUCAGGACAGAACCGUCUCUAAUAAGAGUAUGAUACGACAAUAUAUUGAUCAGCGCAACCAUCCAAGUAAGUUGUUAUACUAAAGUUUUAUUGCCGUGCACGCGAGAUCGGGUCAGUGAGUACAGAGCCUAUCUCUUUCCCUAAGGUCCCUGUCCCCGUCGGGUGUCAAAUCCCGUUCUCCAAGCUAAUUUACUGUACUUGUAUUUUUCCAUCCCUUUAUCUCCACUCUCUCCCUUUGUGUGUUUACUGGAAAGCCUCUAUCUCGCGCGCUUAUUGAACGCAGAACGGAGCGCCUCUACAAAGCGCGUGCUUCAGAGCUCUCUCGCGGUUCUCUAGGUUACCGGGGCACAAGCGGACCCGGCGGCUCCAUGCGUACACACUGAAACGCGCUCUGUCAAAAUCACACAUAACCUCAGAAAGACAAAUGGCUGUACUGGGAAAAAACAACAACAACAUGAACAUAAAGCUAUUAAAAAGCCUGCUGCUUCGUAGUAGCAUGUGUGUGAAGUGAAAAAGCUUAAUUAUAAGGCCAUUCAAAAUUCUCUUUUUUCUCGCCUGUGUUUCUAUGUCCAUAUUACAGCUGUCAAUUAAAUCAAAAAUUAAUGUAUGUAGUCUAUAUAUAUGCAGACCAUGAAACUUUCUGGGAUUCGUUUUUAGUAGUUUGAGGAUCGAGAAAGUGCUCAAUACCUAGUGUCAAGGGCUGGCUUCAUGUGAGCGCGCCUCUGUCAGGGAGGGGGCGCUAGUCGCUUUUAAAAACUCCUCGGUGGCGAGUUUGGGUUUAUUUAACCGAAGAAGGGGAUAGUCGGACUUCGCUCAGUGCCCAGACACCGGUUCGGCAGAGCGCCUGCAGCCCAGGUCUGAGUCCCGGCUACCGGAUACUUCACCCGCCGCGUGUGCUAAAGCAGCUCCGAACCCCAGACGCGUGCAGCCUCCACUCGAGAAACCGACCACGAUUCAGCGAGCAAAAGGCCAAUCAGAUCUAUGGCACUCUGACAAUGAACAAGCGAUCACAGUUAUUGGAACAGCUGCAUUUUGUCCAUCUAAAAUGCACACCUCGAGUAGAAAUGCCCUGCGUUCAGGCCCAGUACGGCCCUGCACCUCAUGGGUCCAGCUACUCCGCCCAGUCCUUUGGUUACCAUGGUGACUACAGUGCUGACCUCAUGGCGACAGACUACACAAAGUGUGAGCUUGGUGGGGGGGAGAUCUCUGCGGCGGCUGCCACCACUUCCCUACCCAGUUUUAAUGUGUUUGUAGAGGGUGGCUUUGAGCCGAAACCCUCCUGUCUGUAUCAACUCCCUCCUCAACGCCCUAUCAAGAAGGAGGAGGAGACUUACCCCACCAUGGCUCCAUCCGAUGAAGCAACAGCUGGGAGUUCCAUGUACUUUAAGCAGUCACCCCCUUCAACGCCCCCCACACCGCUUCACUCAGGCCCACCCAGCAGCUCUUUCUUGUGGGAUGAACACAGUCUUCCCCCUGUGCCCCAGCCCUGCCUGAUUGAAGGCCCACUGAAGAGUCCUCGCUUCCCUCAUUUCUACGAGCAGACGGCACCACCCUCCACCAGCGGCUACGACAACACCAUCGGCCUUCCGCUGCGACCUGAACGCUCUCCUUCCUCAUCCUCUUCAUCUACACAUGUGCCACCCAGCCUGGACACGCACACACACUCACAUGUGCACUCCCAUACGCACUCACACAUGUACCCCCUGAACAUUGGUAAGCCGGGAGGCCUGGCGUUCCGCUCUCUAGGCAUGGGCCCUUGCCCGCAGCUUCUGGGAGAGAGUUUGCCAUCACCGCCUGGUCGCACCAGCUCUGGAGAGGGUACCUGUGCUGUGUGUGGAGACAAUGCGGCCUGUCAGCACUACGGUGUGCGCACCUGUGAGGGCUGCAAAGGCUUCUUUAAGAGGACGGUGCAGAAGAAUGCGAAGUACGUGUGUUUGGCAAGUAAAAACUGCCCUGUGGACAAAAGGAGAAGAAAUCGCUGCCAAUACUGCCGCUUCCAGAAGUGUCUCAGUGUAGGCAUGGUGAAAGAAGUGGUGCGCACAGACAACCUGAAGGGGAGGAGAGGUCGCUUGCCGUCUAAACCAAAGAGUCCCCUGCAGCCAGAGCCCUCGCCCCCAUCACCUCCCCUCAGCCUGCUGAACGCACUAGUGCGGGCCUAUUCCCAGUCUACACCACGAGAACUAGACUACAGUCAGUUCAGUGCUGUGGAGCCAGUGGGUCUAUCUGAGUCUCAGCAGAUCCAGAUGUUCUACAGAGUGCUAACCGGCUCCAUGGAGGUGACGCGCUGCUGGGCUGAACGGUUGCCUGGAUUCUCUGAGCUUCACCACGAUGACCAGAACCUGCUCAUUGACUCUGCCUUCCUUGAGCUUUUUGUGCUUCGCCUCGCCAACAGGUCUUUGCUGGCGGAUGAGAAGUUCGUGUUUUGCACAGGCCUGGUCCUUCAUCGGCUGCAGUGCCUGCGCGGCUUCGGCGAGUGGUUGGACUCCAUCCGAGACUUCAGCACUCACCUGCAGAGUCUCAACCUUGACAUGCCUGCGUUCUCCUGCUUGUGCGCCCUUGUGCUGCUCACAGAACAAUGUCCCGGUCUGAAGGAGGCUAAAAAAGUGGAGGAACUGCAAUCCAAAAUAAUCUGCUGCCUGCGAGAUCAUCUGAGCUCAGGAGGCGCAGGAGGCGUGGCUUCAACUGGCGAGGCCCCACCCCCAGUGGGAGCUGUGCUGAGUUUGAGGACGGAGCUUCGAACUCAGCGUACACAAGGCUUACAGAGGAUCUUCUACCUGAAGCUUGAGGACCUGGUCCCGCCCCCACCGCUCAUCGAUAGGUUUCUGGACACCUUGCCCUAUUGAUGACCACGCCCCUUUUUGCACACCACUGACACGCCCACAAGUUUACUCAGACACGCCCACAGCGGCUUUAAACUCACCCUGGGAGGAACAGAGCCAGUAACUUACAGUGACACUGAACUCGAUUUCCCAUGAGUCCCCAAAUCCUCACAGGAAACAAAUGUGUCUGAGGAGAAACCAAUCAUAUAAGCGCUUUUAAUCUCUGCUCUGCGCCUGAAAGUGUAAAUACGAGGAGGGGUUUGAGCAUAUCUGACGUAAAGCGCAGUGGAAACGAGCGUGAUGCCUAUAGCUCAGCGUGCCACGUUAGGAGAAGUAUUACAGUGCGAUAAUAUGUGUGUGUGUGUGUGUGUGUGUGAGUACGCACACCUAAUGGCUCCUUUGCAGGCGGUCCAAAAGUUCCACCACAAUCCACCUCAGUGACAGCAGUUGUGUUCAUCACAAACAUACAGUCACAAACACACAAGUGCACGCAAACUGUCCUUUCACACAUACGCACAGAUCCAAAACGCCAGCUUCAGAUGCCAGAUUAUGACAUAUCAACUGUCGUUGGCAGAAACGAAGUGGAUGUGUGUGUGAAAACAUGUAGGAGUGUCUCUGAGGGAGGCUUUCGCCACACAGACAGAACGACAGAGUGCAUUAAUGUCCAGAAUCACAGUUGAUCACACCCCAGAAACCUGCAAACAAGUGCAAUUUACUAAGUGCUAUUGUAAACGAAGAGAGAGAGGAGAGAACGAGAGUGUGUGUGUUUGUUCCAGUCCUAUUUCAAACUCUAAAUUAUUUUAAUACUAAGACUCGCCUUGUAAGGUAACGGUUUCAAUUGAAAUGAUUUAGCCCGGUCUGCGCACUAACUUUUUAAUGACGAAGUUCCACAGACUUGAAAUUACUGUAGUUUUUAUUAUUAUUAUUAUUAUUAUGAAUAAAAACAAGGGAUUUUAGUGGUAGGAUUACAGACUAAAAAGACUAGAAUUGGCGUUGAGCACUUAAAAAAACAGGAAGAGGAUUAGGAGAAUAAGGCAGGUGAGAUGCAGGUGCAGAGAGAGGAUGGAAGGAAUGAAACAUUCCGUGUUCAUGCUCAUUUUUGUAUGUUUAUACUGUCUACGCCAUUUAUUAAUAUGGAGGACAUUGUUGCAAAAAAUGUCUUUUAUAUGUACAAAAAAAAGUAAAAAUGGAUUAUAUGCAUGGUUUUUUCCUUCUCGCCUCUGCUUGUAUUUAUUUUGCAAAGACUGCUGGCUCCACAAGGGCUUGAACACACUUACCGACUGGGCGUUCUCGCUUACUUUAUCAUACCGCAGCAGUUUGAACAGAUGAGGAAGUACAAAUUAUAUAAAUAUAUAAAUAUAUAUAUAUAUAUAUAUAUAUAUAUAUAUAUAUAUACUAUACAAAACUAAUAUUUUGAAGUGUUUUUAUCUGAUAGCUUUUUCAAAUCUUGUGGUACAAGUUGUGCAUUGUUUUUUUUGAGAAGAAACAAAAAAAGAAAGAAAAAAACAUGUUUUUCAAUGUCUCUUUUGGUUUGUUUAGUUUUUUUUCUCUUUGAUUCACUGGAGGCUUUGUUCAGCACUUUGAAAUCAUAAAAAAACCCUUCUGAUUA
Cyprinus carpio (common carp) is the source of this 5372-nucleotide messenger RNA. Its product is annotated as nuclear receptor subfamily 4 group A member 3-like. Gene Ontology annotation, molecular function: nuclear glucocorticoid receptor binding; RNA polymerase II cis-regulatory region sequence-specific DNA binding; nuclear receptor activity. The transcript has 9 exons. The coding region runs from base 1940 to 3787 and encodes 615 amino acids. Gene Ontology annotation, cellular component: nucleus; transcription regulator complex. Gene Ontology annotation, biological process: cellular response to corticotropin-releasing hormone stimulus; regulation of transcription by RNA polymerase II. The record is from RefSeq and is a predicted model, not a curated record. Lineage: Eukaryota; Metazoa; Chordata; Actinopteri; Cypriniformes; Cyprinidae.